Messenger RNA from Amphimedon queenslandica, 2017 nucleotides. RefSeq names its product vacuolar protein sorting-associated protein 33A-like. The coding region runs from base 95 to 1948 and encodes 617 amino acids. The transcript is spliced from 17 exons. The record is from RefSeq and is a predicted model, not a curated record. NCBI's taxonomy places the organism in Eukaryota, Metazoa, Porifera, Demospongiae, Haplosclerida, Niphatidae. Gene Ontology annotation, biological process: vesicle-mediated transport.
GUGGCUCUUCUAGCUAGCUUUGUCUUCUGGUUUGUCUAUUGACCUUAUUACAGAGUGACUUUACUGACACCUUCAUAGAGAGGGUAGAUAGAAGAUGACAGCUACAGGUUCUCACUUGUUUGGUGGACGCAUUAAUUUGAUGUUAGUCAGAGAGUCGGCUCGUAUAGAACUGAAAGACAUUCUUGGUAAUCCUUCUCAGAAAAAAGUAAUUGUUUGGGACGACACAUUGAUUGGAUCAGUUGGGUUAGUGGCUGAGGUUCCCUUCCUUCUUCAACUUGGUGUUUAUAAAAUGAUUCGUCUUCCUGCUGAGAACAUCACUGAUAUGGAUGGAUAUCGAGAUGUCUCUGAAUUCAUAUUCCUUGUUAGACCACAGCUCAGUAUUAUAGAUGACAUAAUCAAAGCAAUAGCACGACCUGCAAAAUCGAAGUCAUUUGUUGUUGUUUUUGUACCACGUAAAUCAAUUCAUUGUAUCAAAAAAUUAGAGGAAAAUCGGCUAAAAGAUGGACAAACAACUCCUUUUUCUUUUAGCAUCAAAGAGUUUCGACUUGACAUGCUUCCUUUAGAUCAAGAUGUAAUAUCAUUAGAUAUCAAUAGUGCUUUUACUGACUUGUAUUUAGAUAUGGACCCAACUCCACUUGAUCAAACCGUACGAAGCAUUGGUAGGUUGCAGGCCUUGUUUGGAGUAAUACCACGUAUCUAUGGCAAAGGAAGAAAUGCAGAGAUAGUUGCAAAUAUGAUGGAAAGAACACGUCAGGAGUUAAUGAGAGGUGGAGAAUCAACAGCUAAAGAUACUAUUCCACAAAUUGAUGCUGUCAUACUACUUGAUCGUUCUGUUGACUUAGUUGCUGCCCUUUCCACUCAGUUAACUUAUGAAGGACUCAUUGAUGAGUUUUUUGGCAUCAGAUACAAUUCUGCUAAGUUUCCGAGAGAUCAGUUCUCUGAAGAUGUGCAACAAGUACCUAAAAAUGCUCCUCCCCCUAUUACACCACUCUCUGUAACACUAACGUCUGAGGAGAACAUGUAUUCUAACAUGAGGGAUAGUAAUUUCCGUUCCAUUGGUAAAAUACUCAGUAAGAAAGCAAGAGAGAUCAGUGCAGCUUUUGAAGAAAGGCAUGAUGCUAAGACUGUCCAACAACUAAAGCAAUUUGUACAAAAGCUACCUCACAUGCAGCAAGAUAAAAUAUCUUUGAGUAGACAUACUACAAUUGCUGAAUUGAUCAAACAAAGAACAGAUAUGCCUGAAUUUCUAGAGGUCAUAUAUGCUGAGCAGGCCUUGCGUGAAGAGGAUAACAGUGAUGGGGCUGAUAGUUAUAUUGAGCAAUGUAUGGGCAAACAAGAGCCAAUUGAAAAAGUACUUCGUUUGAUUUGUCUGCAGUCUCUUGCAAACAGUGGGCUGAAGCCCAAAUUACUCGAGCGAUAUAAGAUGGGAAUUAUACAAUGUUAUGGAACACAACAUUUAAUUUCACUUCACAACCUUGAGAAAGCUGGUCUUAUAAAAGUUCAAGAGAGUAAGAGCUUUGCUGUAGUGAAACGAUCAUUGAGACUUAUUGUUGAAAAAGUUGAUGAAUUUGCUCCUAAAGACAGUGCUUAUGUUUUUUCUGGUUAUGCUCCUGCUACAGUUAGACUUGUUGAAUAUUUGGAUAGACCAAAUGGAUGGCAGCAAAUUGAAGAUAUUUUGAGGCUGAUUCCAGGCCCAACCAUCAUGCGUGAACAGAAAGUUCAUAAGGGACAUGAGAGAAAAAAGAAACCAACUCCAGACCAACCACAAGUUGUUUUAGUUUUUUUCAUUGGAGGCUGCUCUUAUGCUGAGAUAGCUGCACUAAGAUACCUAGCUGGACGUGAAGAAGCUGUGACAGAUUAUAUAAUUGGAACAACAAAUAUUAUUAAUGGAGGUACCUUAAUGGACUCAGUAUUAGCAAACACACCUCAUUAUGAAAGACAAAACUAAUUAUUUUAUAUUUUUAAUAAUAAUUGAUACUUGUGCUAAUGUUUGAAAUUAAUACACUAAGGCAAUCAG